UUGUACUCUGUGUGUAGGGAUGUGCGCAACACAAGCGUCGAGGUUUUGGUGUGGAAUUAAAUGUUGUGGAGCUGUUUCGGCGGACAGAGCAGAGCUGGAUAACUUCUGCUAAGCUAACCCGUUAGCAACCCGGCUAUUGCGCGAGCUCUGCUACACUAAGCUAAGCUAAGCUAACGUCACCAGGAUGCUGCGCUGGAUCCGACAACAGUUGGGUUUUGACCCGCCGCAUCAAAGUGACACCAGAACGGUUUACAUUGCAAAUCGCUUCCCUCAGCACGGCCACUACAUUCCACAGAGGUUCGCAGAUAACAGAAUCAUCUCCUCCAAGUAUACGAUAUGGAACUUCAUCCCUAAAAAUCUGUUUGAACAGUUCAGAAGAAUAGCAAAUUUUUACUUCCUUAUUAUUUUCCUGGUCCAGCUCAUGAUAGACACGCCGACUUCCCCUGUAACAAGUGGACUUCCUCUCUUCUUUGUCAUUACAGUAACUGCCAUUAAACAGGGCUAUGAGGACUGGCUGAGGCACAGAGCCGAUAACGAAGUGAACGGAGCUCCUGUGUUCGUGGUGCGCAGUGGCAGUUUAGUGCAGACUCGCUCCAAAAACAUCCGAGUGGGAGACAUAGUGAGAGUAGCGAAAGAUGAGACGUUUCCAGCAGAUCUGGUCCUCCUGUCCUCGGAUAGAGCGGAGGGGACGUGUCACAUCACCACUGCCAGUUUGGACGGAGAGACCAACCUCAAGACUCACAGUGCGGUACCGGAGACGGCCGUGUUACAAUCCGUGACCCGACUCGAGGGCCUGCAGGCCGUGGUGGAGUGCCAGCAACCAGAGCCUGAUUUAUACAGGUUUGUUGGGAGAAUUACAGUAACGCAGCACGGCGAGGAGAUCGUCAGACCUUUAGGACCAGAGAACCUUCUGCUCCGAGGGGCACGACUGAAAAAUACCAGAGAGAUUUUCGGUGUGGCCGUGUACACAGGAAUGGAGUCCAAGAUGGCCCUAAAUUACAAGUGCAAGUCCCAAAAGCGCUCGGCGGUGGAGAAGUCGAUGAACACGUUCCUCAUCAUCUAUCUGGGCAUCCUGCUGUUCGAGGCCGUUCUCAGCACCAUUCUGAAAUACGCCUGGCAGGCGGAGAAGAAAUGGGACGAGCCCUUCUACAACGAGAAGACCGCGCAGGAGCGCAACAGCAGCAAGAUUCUCAAGUUUAUUUCAGAUUUCUUGGCUUUUCUGGUUCUGUACAACUUCAUCAUCCCCAUUUCACUCUACGUCACGGUGGAGAUGCAGAAGUUCCUGGGCUCCUUCUUUAUCGGCUGGGAUCUCGACCUGUAUCAUGAGGAGAGCGACCAGAGAGCCCAGGUCAACACGUCCGAUCUGAAUGAAGAGCUCGGCCAGGUCGAGUACGUUUUUACUGACAAGACUGGAACUUUAACUGAAAACGAGAUGCAGUUCCGGGAAUGUUCCAUCAACGGCAUCAAAUACCAAGAGAUCAACGGCAAGCUCGUUCCUGAGGGCAUGAUGGAGGACGUGUCGGACGGCUCUCUUCCACGCCUGAGCAUGGAAGAGGAGCUGUUCCUGAAGGCCGUCUCCCUGUGCCACACGGUUCAGAUCAGCUACGAUCAGGCAGACGGUUUCGGCGAUCCUUUCUCACAUGCUAAUGGGUUCACGUCUCACAUGGAGUAUUACGCCUCGUCUCCAGAUGAGAAAGCCCUAGUGGAGGCCACCAAGAGGAUGGGUGUGACCUUCAUGGGGAGCAAAGGAGAAACCAUGGAGAUCAAAACACUUGGGAAAUCAGAAAAGUUUAAACUCCUGCAUGUGUUGGAGUUUGAUGCGAACCGAAGAAGAAUGAGCGUAAUAUUACAGACUCCAUCAGGGGAGAAGAUAUUGUUCACCAAAGGAGCAGAAUCGUCUAUACUUCCCUACACCAAGAGCGGGGAGAUCGAGAAGACCAGAGUGCACAUAGACGAAUUCGCUCUGAAGGGUCUGAGGACGCUGGCGGUGGCCUACAGGCUCUUCGGUGCGGAGGAGUAUAAGGAAGUAGAAAGGAAGCUCCAGGAGGCUCGUACGGCUCUUCAGCAGAGAGAAGAACGUCUCAGCGAGGCCUUCAGCUUCAUCGAGAGGGACCUGCAGCUACUGGGAGCCACUGGAGUGGAAGAUAAGCUCCAGGAGAAGGUCCAGGAGACGAUCGAGGCUCUGCGAUUAGCCGGGAUUAAGGUGUGGGUGUUAACAGGAGAUAAACACGAGACGGCGGUCAGCGUGAGUCUCUCCUGCGGCCACUUUCACCGCACCAUGAACAUCCUGGAACUGGUGCAACAGAAGUCAGAUCACGAGUGUGCGGAGCAGCUCCGACGACUCGCACGCAGGAUCAAAGAGGACCAUGUGAUCCAGCACGGGUUGGUGGUAGAUGGUGUGAGUCUCUCUCUGGCUCUGCGCGAACAUGAGAAGCUCUUUAUGGAGGUCUGUAAGAACUGCUCGGCCGUGCUCUGCUGCAGGAUGGCCCCCCUGCAGAAAGCCAAGAUAGUGCGCUUGCUGAAGACGUCUCCAGAGAAACCCAUCACGUUAGCCAUUGGAGACGGAGCCAACGAUGUCAGUAUGAUCCAGGAGGCUCAUGUAGGGAUAGGUAUCAUGGGAAAGGAAGGAAGACAAGCGGUGAGAAACAGCGACUAUGCAAUCGCGAGGUUCAAAUUCCUCGCCAAGUUACUGCUCGUCCACGGUCACUUCUACUACAUUCGAAUAGCCAACCUGGUGCAGUACUUUUUCUACAAGAAUGUGUGCUUUAUUACCCCCCAGUUUUUAUACCAGUUCUUCUGUCUGUUCUCACAACAAACCCUGUACGACAGUGUGUAUCUGACACUUUACAACAUCUGCUUCACCUCCCUUCCCAUCCUGGUCUACAGCCUGUUCGAACAGCUGGUUCAUCCACAUGUUCUCCAAAGCAAACCUGCACUUUACAGAGACAUCAGUAAGAACUCGCUGCUCUCCUUUAAAACCUUUUUGAAUUGGACAAUUUUGGGCUUCUGCCACGCCUUCGUCUUCUUCUUCGGCUGCUACAUCCUGAUGGGAGAGGACACCACUCUGAUGGGAAACGGACAGAUGUUUGGAAACUGGACUUUUGGUACAUUGGUCUUCACAGUGAUGGUGAUUACUGUAACCUUGAAGCUGGCGCUGGAGACACACUUCUGGACGUGGAUGAACCACUUUGUGACGUGGGGCUCCAUCGCCUUCUACUUCAUCUUCUCCUUGUUCUACGGCGGUAUUAUCUGGCCGUUCCUCCACACACAGGACAUGUACUUCGUCUUCGUCCAGCUCCUGUCGAGCGGCUCGGUCUGGUUUGCCAUCUUCAUCAUCGUGGUGACCUGCCUGUGUCCGGACGUCAUCAAGAAAGUCUUGUACAGACACGUACGACCCACCAGCACCCAGAAAUCUCAGGGUACCGAGGCGUACCAGGGCGUGGCCUGCAUGGACUCGAUGUGCUGUUUCUCAGGAGCCGGUGGGGUCUGUGGGAUUCUGGAGCGUCUGAAGCGAGCCAACAGAUCGUGGAGCGAAUCGGAUCCGUUCUACUCCAACGACCGCAGCGUUCUGACCCUCUCUCCUGUGGAAGCUUCUCACUGCUAGACUAACCGAGAGCAGGAACCUUCAGCUCCACGCGUCCAUCCUAACCAGGAUCUGAGGGACGUCCGUGCACGUGGAGCAGCUGGACCUUCAGGAUUCAGGGUUAUUGUUUGUUUGUUUGUUUGUCUGUUUGUUUGUGUGAAGCUGUUCUGAAUGGAUGCACGUUCAGCACCCGCUCGUUCUGGAGCACCUUUCUUAAUCGUGUAGGACUGCGAGGAAGAGGAACGUUUGUCUGUCGCGUCCUGAAGGAACCGGCGCGUCUUCAGCUUCAUCCAUCGCUCACCUGCAUCAUUUCGCUUCGUCUUCUAAUCAAUCGCGGCUGAACAAUCACGCGUUCGCUUUCCUCCAUGCGUGUUCACGUCCCGUCAGGCUGUUCGCUCUGUGUGUGUGUGUGUGUGUGUGUGUGUGUGUGUGGUACUGAGCUCGGCUGUGGCCUGCAGGUCCCGUUACAGCUCCGAUCAGAUCUUGGAGGCCUUUAGUUACAAAGAUAUUGACCAGUGAGAUCUGACAGCUGGUCAGGUCAAAAAAAUCAAAUAAUAAUAAUAAUAAUAAACUCAGAUUUAUGGAUCUGUAGGACGUGUUUGGUGUCGGCAAGGCUUAUGGAGCUUGGAGCGAAGGGAAACCUGACAAAAAGGACGUCGUUAUUCAUAUAGAACACACUGAUGCUCCUGAUUUAUUUAUUUAUUUUGUAGUUUUAUGUUCUAAUCACCAAACACGUCUCAGCUGAUUGAAGAUCGAAACAUUUCGGGUGAUUGGAACGUCACGUAAAUAUGUACACAUGUGCAGAGGCUCAGCAGUUAAGUUACUGGACUAGUAAUCAAAUGGUUGCAGGUUCAAGCCCCACUGCUGUUGCGUUGCCACUGUUGGGCCCCCGAGCAAGGCCCUUAACCCUCAGUUGCUUGAAUUGUAAGUCGCUUAGGAUAAAAGCGUCUGUUGAAUGCCAUAAAUGUAAAUUAAUAUAUAAAACUUUGAAUCAUUCAUCUUUAUUUAAAGCUUGUAGCAGAGUUUGUUUUUGCUUUGUUUUAAAUGAUGUCACUGGAGGGACUGUUAUAUUCACUAUAGGGCCAAAAGUAUUCGGACACCAGCCGCUCAGGUGACUCGGUUUCAAACUGGUUAAAGCCGGAUAGGGACUCUCUCAUAACCGAGAGAAUUACGACCCCUGCUGGCUGAUUGACGUCGUCUGCACAGACUAGAGGAAUAAUGCUGAUCAGGGUGUGGCUCUCCGUACACAAAGCUGAUCAGCAUAUGAACUCGCCUGGUGUAGUCGGCUACUGCACACGUGUCGGAGGGGGCGUGUGUCAGUCUUGCUCUCCUCAGUCGGGGCACGGGUCAGCACCAGUAAAGAGGAAGGGAAACGCAAUCGGGUGAAAAUUGGAUGCGCUAAAAAUUGGGAGAAAAUGCAUUCCAAAAAGUAUAUGGACACCUGACUGUGAGCUUGUCGGGCGUCCUGCUUAAAACAGAGCCCGUGUGUGUGACCUUUUGAGCUAGAACAGCCGCUCUCUUGAGUAGUGUGUCUGUGUGUGGGAAUUUAUGUCCAUUCACUCAAAGCUGAGCUCAGCCUUUCUUCAUGUCUCGUGCUGGAACAGAAAAGGACCUUCCCUAAACUGUUUCAGGGUCAUAGACAUAGAGUUCCCUUAAUAUCAUUGAUUUAUUUCACCUGUUAGUGAUUGUUGCGACUGAAACCCAUCAGUUCAUUAAUCAGAAGGGGCGUCCCAGUACUUUUGGCCAUAUAGUGUGUUUAUUUAUAUAUGUAUGUUUUAUUUUCUGUCUUUGUUUAUGUGUGUAAGAUCACUUUUCAUGUAAGGAAGAACCACAGAUCACUCAGGCCUAGUCCACGCUAGCAUAGACGAAUGGGCGUGGUGUCAAAUCCCAAAUGCUCCCCCCUCCCCCCUCCACUUCUGUGCAUUACAGAGGGAACAACAUACCGGCCUCUUCUACUUACUGUCUGGUUACUAUUAGAGCAGCGGUACCUUAGAAGUUAAGUUACAGCACUAGUGAUCAGAAGGUUGCAGGUUCCACCGCCGGGCCCCUGAUCAAGGCCCUUAACUAUUAAGUGCUCAUAUUGUAUCUAGUCACUAUAAAAGCGUCCGCAAAGUGCCGUAAAUGCAGCCAGAACGAGAGCAAGGUUUCUCUGAAUUCCUUGAAUUUUGGACGGUGGUGGCUCAGCGAUUAAGGUACUGGACUAGUAAUCAGAAGGUUGCUGGUUCAACCACCACCACCAGCUCAAAAUUGCACUUCUGGGCCCCUGAGCAAGGCCCUUAACCCUCAGUUGCUUUGGAAAAAAGCGUCUUCUAAGUGCUGUAAAUGUAGACAGAACGAGAACAAGGUUUCUCUGAAUUCCUUGAAUUUUGGACAGUGGUAGCUCAGCGAUUAAGGUACUAGACUAGUAAUCAGAAGGUUGCUGGUUCAACACCCACCACCAGCUCAAAAUUGCACUGGAAAAAAGUGUCUGCUGAGUGCUGUAAAUAAAAAUAAUAUAUAAAGGUAUUUCGGACCUCCUGACUCGCUCGUUCUAUCACAGUAUUUGUUACAAUUGGAUCGAAUGCAGCAUUUCAGUCUGAAUAAAAGAACCAAACAAUUCAAAUUAAUGCAUUAAAAAUGAUAAUAAUAAAUCCAUGUUCGUCUGGACUAGGCUGUUGUGUUGGGUUGCCAUGUUUCCCAUUUUCACCCGUCUAGCUGCUGAUAAUCAGGUCGUUGGGCGUGGACACACGUGGAUUUCUUUAUUUAUUAAGCUGAACUCAGACGUGCAGAGCUUCACGCCACAGGUCGAGCGCUGGACUGUGUAGCGCCGCGUAUCCGCCGUGUGGCUCCUCAGAGACGUUAAGUUAGCAAUAAGAACCUCACAGGACCGACCGGCGGAUUUUUCGCUCCUCGUGUAAAAUAAGUCGUUUGUAUCGUGGUGGGUUUGCAUCGUUUUUUUGUUUUCAUCAAACCGUCGCUGAAGUUACUGUGAUUCUGCUCCUGACAAAGUGUUGAAAUGCUGAUGUUUGUGGAAAUUUUAUUUACAGAAUAAAAAUUAAGAACGAAAA
Messenger RNA from Trichomycterus rosablanca, 6630 nucleotides. RefSeq names its product ATPase phospholipid transporting 11B (gene atp11b). The transcript has 30 exons. Gene Ontology annotation, cellular component: endoplasmic reticulum; plasma membrane; recycling endosome. Lineage: Eukaryota; Metazoa; Chordata; Actinopteri; Siluriformes; Trichomycteridae. The record is from RefSeq and is a predicted model, not a curated record. Gene Ontology annotation, molecular function: ATPase-coupled intramembrane lipid carrier activity; magnesium ion binding; ATP binding. The coding region runs from base 185 to 3604 and encodes 1139 amino acids. Gene Ontology annotation, biological process: phospholipid translocation.